This is a messenger RNA of Symbiodinium sp. CCMP2592, 2103 nucleotides long. Lineage: Eukaryota; Dinophyceae; Suessiales; Symbiodiniaceae. The record is from the annotation of a GenBank genome assembly.
AUGACUACAGAGAGCGCGAUCUCGCGCAGAGAUCUUUUGGUGCAGCAGCUCCUGGAAGAGCGCAGGCAACGGCUGCAGCAGAAGCUCUUCGGAGCCGGGGAUCCGGGAGGUGGCCUCCUAGCGGCCACGGCCCAGGAAUCUAGGCAGGAGCCGGAGCCCGCAGAAUUUGUCCUGGAAGCGAGUCCAAAGCGUCCUCUCCGCGAUGCUGCUGCAUCCUCCUGCAUGCGAGAUGUUGCAGAUACGGACAUGAGAGAUAGUUUCCUUGCGGACGUCUUGUCGCGCCUGACAGCCGCGGAGAACGCGCAGCCGAGCCAAGCGUCCGGAAGUGUUGGGCUGGUGAGCAGAGUCGGAGCGAGCGAAGCUCCCGGCAAGCCAGUGUCCAGGCCCACAAGGCCGCGAUCCGCGCCUCCAGCAAGGGCAAAAAACUCCAAAGACCAGAGCGCCGACGGCCGUGAAAGCCGAACAAGACAGAUGUCCAGGCGAAGACCGAGUGGAGAACGAUCGCAGCCAUUCGAUCGGCGCCUCCAGUUGUGGGAAGUGCAACACCAGGCUUCGAAGCAGAAGCACAUGCAAGCAAAGCAGGAAAAGGAGCUGCAAGAGCUGGAUGAAUGCACCUUCCAGCCAUCCAUUAACGCGCGCUCCGAGUACUAUGCCAGACGGUCUCGUAGCUGCUUCGUUGAAUCCCUGCCGGAACGUUUGUACCACGAGGCUGACAAACGGGCGAGCUUGAGGAACAAAGCCAAGGAGCUCAUGGAGGCAGACACCUUGUGCUCCUACACCUUCCAGCCCAACAUUAACCCGAGCAGAGGAGCCAACAGAGCGCCACUCCACCUUCGAGCUGAGGAGCUUCGCCAAAGACGCGAGCAGAGAGUGCGCAGUGCCCAGGUAGCCGAGGAGAGACGCUCUGGCAGUUUGUUCCAGCCAAAGAUCUCCAACCGCAGCGAGCGGAUCGUUCAGAAGAAGCGUGACAUGCUGUACAGGUGCGCAUCACAAGGCCAGGUCGAUUGCCUGAGGCAACUUGGUCCUGUCGAGGAGCGGCUUUAUGCAGAGGCACAUGAGAAAGAGCAGCGGCGUGCUGCACUGCAGGACUUUCACCAAGAGUUGGUACAAUCCUUCCCCAGCGUUGACGACACGUCGAGGAAGAUCUGCAAGGAUUCCGUUUACUUCCAGGGCCAGCAGCAGGAUUUCCUCACUAGACAGCACACCUUCGAGAUGGCGAAGCAGAAGAGACUGGAGGUUCGAGCGCAGCACGUCGACAGCGACUGUCGCUUUCACCCGACCAUUACGGAAACAAGCCGACAGCUGGUGUCCAACAAUUUGGAGCUUCUGGGCGAGACUCCCGAGGAGCGGAUCCACAGGCUCGCUGUUCGUGAUGCUGAGCGCCGUGAGCAGACGCGCGCAGAGCUGGAGCAAUUUCACCACAAGGACUGCACCUUCAAGCCGCAGAUCAACGCUGUUUCCGAGAUGAUCGCCACUUCUCGAGCCGAGGCAUCAACUGCCUCAGGCAGAGUCGAAGACUCCGGUGCACACGAGCGCCUUUACCGAUCUGCAAUGAAGACUACGGGGGGAUCGGGCGAAGAGUGGCCGUCCGACUCGUACAGCUUCAGGCCACAGCUGGAUCGACGCAGCUCUAAGCGCUUUUCACACGUUAAGUCUCGGUACGCAAGGAGGUCCGAGCUUGUGGAGACCAUUCGACAGGAGCAAGAGAAGAAAGCGGAGUACCUGCUGGAGAGACGUCGCCAGCUUGAGGAGGAAAAGAAUGCUGACUGCACCUUCGCUCCGCGCGUCAAAGAGAUCUUUCAGGAAAGCCACAAGCCCAUUGCAGUCAGCGGUCUGGACCGGUUCUUCGAGCUCAAGAGUCUGGCGUUGAAGAAGCAGCAGGAACAGCUCGAACGUGAACAGCGUGUCUUUCGUCCCGAGAGUCUUGCUUCGCAUGAAGGUGUCACGGUCCCAGAGCCCUUCCAGCUCUCAGAGGGCAAGGACACGAGCAAGGAUUUCCGAAGGCCUCCACUUGACGAGGACUGCACCUUCACGCCCCAGACCAACGAGACUCACAAUCGAGAGAUGAUCAAGCAGAUUAUGGGCGUGGUAAGGGUACACUAA